Aricia agestis (brown argus) is the source of this 764-nucleotide messenger RNA. RefSeq lists its product as uncharacterized. Bases 223 to 759 code for a protein of 178 amino acids. The transcript has 5 exons. NCBI's taxonomy places the organism in Eukaryota, Metazoa, Arthropoda, Insecta, Lepidoptera, Lycaenidae. The record is from RefSeq and is a predicted model, not a curated record.
GACGUCGCACGCCGCAAUCGCUGGUUAUAUAAAACAUCGCGCGGAAACAUGCUCAGCACUUGCGGUGGUGACAGUACACGUUUUUUAUGUAUACGUUUUUAAAACACUUAUAAACUGGUGGCUUAGAAGAAUCUAGCCUGAGAAAAGAAAAAUAUUUAGUUUGUAAUUUCGAAUCAGAAAGAAGAAUAUUGAGUUACAAAGGAGAAGGUUCACAGAUACAGAAUGAAACUGCUAAUAUUGGUGCUGGGUCUCCACCUGGCCAGCGGGAGACCGACACUUCAAGACCUAGAGAUGGUUGACGACACGGAAUCUGUGGGGUCUUACGUGAGAGAAGUCAGGGCGGCUCCGCCGGAAAACUACCACAAAUCCUACAGCAGCGAUGGUGACGGUGAGAUCGGGUAUUCCCGUAAGAGGGGAGGCGGGGGGAAGAAGGGCUACCAGCACUUCGACUCCUACCACAAGAAGGCGGGAGACAACUACGAGUUCGAGAAACAGGACUCGUACGGCCAGGAUGACGAGGGACACGACGCGGCUCACAGCCAUCCUCACGAGAUAAGAGCGGAGCGGUACCGUGAGUCGAGUGAUGAAGAUGAGCACCAUGAACACGAGGCAGAAGAGAAACCAAAGAAGAGACAUGAGGAACUCAGAGAAGGGGACAGCGACGGCAAUGGCGGCAAGGAAGCGUACGGCCACGACCCCGCUGACUACGUGCUGCCGGAGAAAUACACGUACGGCUCCGGGGAGGAGUACAACUUUUAAAAUAA